AGCGCACCGUCACCGAGCGCCGAGCUCUCCCCCGCGCGUCGCCCGGAGCCGACUCACUCCACAACAUGGGCUUGGAGAAGGAGAAAUCCGACACGAGCAUCAUCAUGGACGAAGAGGAGUUCAACAGGUCGAUAGAGCCCAUCCUGGCCAAGAAGGGGAUGGCGUACGCGGAGGAGCCGGACCGAGACCCCGGCGACAUCAACGCGCACUUGAAGCUCGGGUUUGACGAUGUGAUCGCGGAGCCGCUGUCCUCUCACAGCUUCGACAGCGUGUGGAUCGGCAGCCACGCAGCCUUCGAGCUGGUUAAGUUCCUCUUCUACCGCGUCCUGAGCACGCUGCUGGCCGUGCCCGUGGCCUUCGUCCUGGGCGUGCUGUUCGGGGUGCUGAGCUGCAUCCACAUCUGGCUGGUGAUGCCGCUGAUCCAGAGCUUCAUGAUGCUGCUGCCCUCGGCCAAGGCGGUGUGGAGGAGCCUGACCGACAUGUUCGUCAUGCCGCUGUACUACAGCAUGGGCAAGGUCCUGUCCUCCGUCCGGGUGCACGUGACGGAAAACUGACACUGGCCGGAGGAAGAGGAGGAGG
Salarias fasciatus (jewelled blenny) is the source of this 579-nucleotide messenger RNA. RefSeq names its product caveolin 2 (gene cav2). Gene Ontology annotation, biological process: cell differentiation; insulin receptor signaling pathway; regulation of cytosolic calcium ion concentration. Gene Ontology annotation, cellular component: perinuclear region of cytoplasm; cytoplasmic vesicle; Golgi apparatus. The transcript has 3 exons. The coding region runs from base 66 to 554 and encodes 162 amino acids. The record is from RefSeq and is a predicted model, not a curated record. Gene Ontology annotation, molecular function: protein kinase binding; molecular adaptor activity. NCBI's taxonomy places the organism in Eukaryota, Metazoa, Chordata, Actinopteri, Blenniiformes, Blenniidae.